CAGACCCUCAGGCCUGCGAGCCUAUCGCGUGCUGCCUGGCGUUCCCGCCCGGGCGACAUUUUUUCCCUGAGCUCCUGCACACUAAACAGAGUGGGGGAGCCUUUCCCUGCAGUCUGCUUGAAGCCCCCUGAUUUUUCACCCGGUGGUGGUGGGUGCAUUUUAAUUUUUCCCCCGGACUGUGGGCUGCGAUGUCAGUUCUCACUGAAGACAGUGAGCCAUCUUUCCUGCGUCUCGGGGGUACGCAUAUUCCUCAUCAGCCUUUCAAACUUGUGGUGGAGCAGGGCUUUCAUUUCUGUGUGUUCUGAGCCAGCACAGUCACCAACAUUGAACUUGCCUUUCACUUGUGAGCAGUUGUGCUGAUGUUGUGAGGGAAGGUCCUGCGGAGGCUCUAGCCGAGGACGAGGUGCAUGUGGCUGUCUCCUGGACAUUUGUCCUGCUCACAUUGACGCAUGAGGAAUCAGAGAGUGUGAAAAUGAACACGAAGGAGAGUUGGUGAAUUCCCAUCCGGUGGGCAUCUUUAAACCCUGGUGGGCAACACCAUCAGGCCGGAAGACCAGCGCCUCGCAGACGAGCUCAGAGUGAACACAUCUGGUGGAAGAGGAAAAAGAUGUAGUUAUUGAAUCCAGUCAAGUGUCUGUACCUGUCAAAUUAUCAACAAAAUUCCAUAGGAAAGACUGCAGUUGGCCCCACAGACACAUGGAGACCCACGCAGCUGCUAAAGAUGGAGAAAUCAAGACACAGAGAAAUUAAGUGACUUUGCCACAGUCACAGCUGGGGAGGACCAGGAUUAGAGCUUAGCGAAAGCCCCUGACUCUGGGCCUGUGUCCUGCCCUGGAGUCACGCUGCCUCCGUUCUCAGGAGAGAAGAUUCCCUGCAAGAUGGAGGUGGACACGGAGGAGAAGCGCCAUCGCACGCGGUCCAAAGGGGUUCGAGUUCCCGUGGAACCAGCCAUACAAGAGCUGUUCAGCUGUCCCACCCCUGGCUGUGACGGCAGUGGUCAUGUUAGUGGCAAAUAUGCAAGACACAGAAGUGUAUAUGGUUGUCCCUUGGCAAAAAAAAGGAAAACACAAGACAAACAGCCCCAAGAACCUGCUGCCAAGCGGAAGCCGUUUGCGGUGAAGGCAGAUAGCGCCUCGGUGGACGACUGCUACGACAGCGAGGGCACUGAGGACAUGGACGAGAAGGAUGAGGAGGACGAGGAGGACGAGGACGAAGAGGAGGACUCUGAGGACAAUGAGGAGGCUGCCGAUGACGAGGAGGAGGAGGUGGACCGAGAGGACGAGGAGGAGGUUGAGGAGGAAGAGGACGAGGACGACGAGGAGGAGGAGGAUGGGGAGGACGUGGAGGACGAGGACGAGGACGAGGACGAGGAGGAUGAGGACGAGGAGGAGGAGGAGAAUGAAGACCAUCAAAUGAACUGUCACGCUACACGGAUGAUGCCAGACCCGGAGAAGGAUGACAACAACAACGACGAAUAUGACAACUAUGAUGAGCUGGUGGCCAAGUCCCUGCUGAACCUCGGCAAGAUCGCCGAGGACGCCGCCUACCGAGCCAGGACUGAGUCGGAAAUGAACAGCAACACCUCCAACAGCCUGGAAGACGAGAGCGACAAGAACGAAAACCUGGGUCGGAAGAGCGAGCUGAGCCUGGACCUGGACAGCGACGUGGUCCGCGAGACGGUGGACUCCCUGAAGCUGCUGGCACAAGGACAUGGCGUCGUGCUCUCGGAAAACAUGGGCGACAGGGGUUACACAGACAGCAUGUCGCAGCCGGAUAGCAGAAGCAUGAACUACGUGCUGCUGGGGAAGCCGGCCAACAACGGGCUGGCCGACAAGGCGGUGGAGGAGAGUGACGAGGAGGUGUGCCUCAGCAGCCUGGAGUGCCUGCGCAACCAGUGCUUCGACCUGGCCCGCAAGCUCAGCGAGACCAGCCCGCAGGACAGGGCCCAGCAGCAGGGUCUGGCCCUGCGCCCGCACGGCCGGCAAGAGGACGACUUCCCGGGGAGGACGCCGGACAGGAACUACUCGGACAUGAUCAACCUCAUGAGGCUGGAGGAGCAGCUGAGCCCCCGGCCCAGAGUGUUCUCCAGCUGCGCCAAGGAGGACGGGGGCCGCGCGCAGGAUGACGACACCACCUCCAUCACCUCGGACAGGUCGGAGGAGGUGUUCGACAUGACUAAGGGGAACCUGACCCUGCUGGAGAAAGCGAUCGCCUUGGAGACGGAGCGCGCCAAGGCCAUGAGGGAGAAGAUGGCCCUGGAGGCAGGCAGGAGGGACAGCAUGCGGUCGUACGAGGACCAGUCUCCCAGGCAGCUUCCCGGGGAGGACAGGAAGCCUAAGUCCACGGACAGCCACGCCAAAAAGUCAUACUAUGGUAAAGAUCCCUCAAGAACAGAAAAGAAAGAGAGCAAGUGUCCAACCCCCGGGUGUGAUGGAACCGGCCACGUAACUGGGCUUUACCCACAUCACCGCAGUCUGUCUGGAUGCCCGCACAAAGAUAGGGUCCCUCCAGAAAUCCUUGCCAUGCACGAGAGUGUUCUCAAGUGCCCCACUCCGGGCUGCACGGGGCGAGGGCACGUGAACAGCAACAGGAACUCACACAGGAGCCUGUCUGGAUGUCCUAUCGCUGCAGCAGAGAAGUUGGCAAAGGCCCAAGAAAAACACCAGAGCUGUGAUGUGUCCAAGUCUAAUCAGGCCUCGGACCGAGUCCUAAGGCCAAUGUGCUUUGUAAAGCAGCUGGAGAUCCCUCAGUAUGGCUACAGAAACAAUGUCCCCACGACCACGCCGCGGUCCAACCUGGCCAAGGAGCUUGAGAAGUAUUCCAAGACCUCGUUUGAAUACAACAGCUACGACAGCCAUACUUAUGGCAAGCGAGCCAUAGCUCCCAAGGUGCAAACCAGGGAUAUGUCCCCCAAAGGAUAUGACGAUGCGAAGCGGUACUGCAAAAACGCAAGCCCCAGCAGCAGCACCACCAGCAGCUACGCGCCCAGCAGCAGCAGCAACCUGAGCUGCGGUGGCGGCAGCAGCGCCAGCAGCACCUGCAGCAAGAGCAGCUUUGACUACACGCACGACGUGGAGGCGGCCCACAUGGCGGCCACUGCCAUCCUCAACCUGUCCACACGCUGCCGGGAGAUGCCACAGAACCUGUCGACCAAGCCGCAGGACCUGUGUGCCCCGCGGAACCCUGACAUGGAGGUGGAUGAGAAUGGGACUCUGGACCUCAGCAUGAACAAGCAGAGGCCAAGGGACACCUGCUGCCCCAUCCUGACGCCCCUGGAGCCCAUGUCCCCCCAGCAGCAGGCAGUGAUGGACAGCCGGUGUUUCCAGCUGGGCGAGGGGGACUGCUGGGACCUGCCCGUCGACUACACCAAGAUGAAGCCCCGGAGGAUAGACGAGGAUGACCCCAAAGAGAUCACCCCGGAAGACUUGGAUCCCUUCCAGGAGGCUCUAGAAGAAAGGAGGUACCCGGGGGAGGUGACCAUCCCGAGCCCAAAGCCCAAGUACCCCCAGUGCAAGGAGAACAAAAAGGAUUUGAUAACAUGUCCAACUCCGGGGUGUGAUGGGAGUGGUCAUGUGACUGGUAAUUACGCCUCACACAGAAGUCUGUCUGGCUGCCCUCUGGCUGACAAAAGCAUUCGAAGUAUGCUGGCCACCAGUUCCCAAGAACUCAAGUGCCCCACCCCUGGCUGUGAUGGCUCCGGACACAUCACCGGCAAUUAUGCGUCUCAUCGGAGCCUUUCAGGUUGCCCAAGAGCAAAGAAGAGCGGCAUCAGGAUAGCUCAGAGCAAGGAGGACAAGGAUGACCAAGAGCCCAUCAGGUGUCCGGUGCCCGGCUGCGACGGCCAGGGCCACAUCACGGGAAAGUAUGCCUCGCACCGCAGCGCCUCCGGGUGCCCCCUGGCCGCCAAGAGGCAGAAGGACGGGUACCUCAAUGGCUCCCAGUUCUCCUGGAAGUCAGUCAAGACGGAAGGCAUGUCCUGCCCCACGCCGGGAUGCGACGGGUCGGGGCACGUCAGCGGCAGCUUCCUCACACACCGGAGCUUAUCCGGAUGCCCGAGAGCCACGUCGGCGAUGAAGAAGGCAAAGCUGUCGGGCGAGCAGAUGCUGACCAUCAAGCAGCGGGCCAGCAAUGGCAUAGAAAACGAUGAGGAGAUCAAACAGUUAGACGAAGAAAUCAAGGAGCUGAAUGAGUCCAAUUCCCAGAUGGAAGCUGACAUGAUUAAACUCAGAACUCAGGUAACAAUCACCACCAUGGAGAGCAACCUGAAGACCAUCGAAGAGGAGAACAAAGUGAUUGAGCAGCAGAACGAGUCCCUGCUCCACGAGCUGGCCAGCCUCAGCCAGUCCCUGAUCCACAGCCUGGCCAACAUCCAGCUGCCACACAUGGAUCCAAUCAAUGAACAAAAUUUUGAUGCUUACGUGACUACUUUGACGGAAAUGUAUACAAAUCAAGAUCGUUAUCAGAGUCCAGAAAAUAAAGCCCUACUGGAAAAUAUAAAGCAGGCUGUGAGAGGAAUUCAGGUCUGAACAGCUGCUCUAGUGAUGAAACUCUGGCUUAAAAAGGAUGCCUCUUGUCUUUGCUGCUGUGACUUACCAGAAAGUGUUACAUAUCUAUUUCUGUUCGAAACAGUGUUAUGCUUACAAGACUUCAUCAUGAUUCUAUGUCUUGCUUUAAAGAUAGUACCGCAGAAUAGUUUUUGGAAACAUCCACAUUUCGUUCGUUUUCAUGUGAGCUGACAGUGUGCUCUGCCACGUAAUGUCCAUAGCUGCUCUGUACGCACAUUCGGGGCGUAUAUAUUUCCGAAGAGGUGAGCUGAUCAAAAUAAACAGAGUGUAAAUUCUUUUUAAUGCUUUAGUGAUUAAAUGUUUUAGUAUUUUGAACUGAAAUGGACAAAAAAAAAAAAAAAAAAGCUUUGAAUGACCAUGCCGUGGCCCUGAGCUGCGCCCUAGACACCAUUGUUUUGCCUCAUGUUGGAGGACUUCAUGGAAUUUAAGAAAUACAUUCUGUGUGCAUAUUGUUUCAUAGCAAGAAUUGGUUGCAAAAAUGCUUUAUUUUUGAACAAUGCUUGGAAAUAUUAUGUGACUUUUUUGUCUGUUUGUUUUAGGAGGAUGGUGUAUGGUGGGGGCAAUAACUGAGGUUUUUUGCAUUCCAAGGAAAUGGCAGAUGGAUUAGCUGUAAGAGUGACAUAAGUAACUUAUUGUAAGACAGCAUCAAGCCAUGGGAACUUGCAGAAGAUUCAAAGCAGCUUACACAGCACUUUUAAAUUAACUCUAAACAUUACAUGGUGUGACUAUGGAAACUCCAGACAGGAGCUGGUCAGAGGUGGACGACACGAAGAUCCCCUUUUCCAUUUUCAAUAAACUCUGGAGCAGCCUUCUCAUGUCUCCCCUGGGGCCGGGUGCCCCUCUGAACCGUCACGGCAAUGUAGCAGACCCAACAGCACCCAUGUGUUUUCAACUUAAGCUAAAAGAUGACUUAAGAGCAUUUAUUUCCCCCUUUCACUUUUAAAAAUCAUUAUUGUUACUAAUCUUAUUAUUUGAGGGGUAAAGACAAAUGAUUUGUGAGUAUUCCAGUUACUGGACUGAAUUUUCUGCUGGAUCUGGUGAAAAAGCAGCUCAGUAAAGUCUCCCCCACCCCGACACUGACCCUGUCGAGCGCUGGGUCCUGCUCAGAGUCCUCUCAGUGGCUUGAGCGCUGCCCCAUCCUGGAGACCAGGUGGCCACAGAGCAUUUGUGUACCUUUGUCAUUGGAUUUAUUUGUGAUCUAUUCUAAGAACGAAUGCAAUCAGAUUUUAAAAGUAACUAAAUAUACUUCAGCACUUUUUUGCUUUAAACUAGAUCAUCUUAGACUUGUUUAUACCUUCGAUAUUUGAUUGUGUUGCUCCCGACGACUGCACUAUUUGUAUGCAUAAGACCACUUUUGAUUGCUGCGUCCUCCUUCUGAGUAGCCCUUUGACGACGUGUUGUGUUUCCUGACGUUGACUUGAUUCACCUUUAAUAGCAUCUCUUCCUUCCUUCCAUGUCUUGAUGUUAUGCAGGAAGUACAAAGUACUUUAAAAUUUUGUUAUGAAAUUAAAAAGAUGGGUUUUGUAAAAAUAAAAAAAAAAUAUUUUUAGCAGAACAGGACUUACAGGGUCAUUGUCCCCACAAUGUGCCAGUCGACUAUUUGCACUUACCUUGUCCUAUAUAUCCGUACGGAGGUGUGCAAUUCCUUGUGUCAGUAGCCUUGUGACACUGAACCUGGGUGGAUUAUAGAGGGGCCCUCACGGCUGCUCAGUGAUGUUGGGAAGAGAGGACUACAGGGGUCUCACGACAAAUAUUCUGAUACAAUAUCAACCUCGGUAUAUAUAUAUAUGUAUAAAUAUAUGUAUAUCCCAGCAGCACUUUAUACUGCUCACUGUACAAACGCUUACAGUUUUCCACAAGAACUUUAAUAACUAGCUGGGAAAAGAUUAUGUAAUUACUCGGGGCUCGGCGCCUGCUCCGUGUAGCCCCUUCCUCUUGUGCUAAUAAUGGGCUGCAGCCUCCAUGCUCAGAAUUGCCUUUUGAGAGCUGAAGCAAGGUGCUUGCAGUCUCCUGGGGCCGCCACGUGGUCCAGGGCCCCGGCCUCCAUGUAGGGCCCCCAUCGUUCAUAACGGCAUAUGCAUCUCCCCACCACGUCGUGUCUGCGGCUUCUUUGCCAAUAUAGUAACGCUUUUAGUAGAGUAAUAGAUAGCAUCAGUUUGGAUUCUUAUUGUUAUCACCUAUGUACAAUGGAAAGGGAUUUUAAGCACAAAUCUGCUGCUCAUGUAACGUUGGUACAUAAUAUCAAAUCAGAAGUUAUCUGUGACUAUUAUAUAAGGAUCACAAAAGUGUCACAUAUUAGAAUGCUGGCCUUUCAUAUGGAAUUAUUGUGAGUCAUCAGAGUUUAUUUAUUAUAACUUAUUGUUCAUAUUCAUUUCUAAGUUAAUUUAAGUAAUCAUUUAUUAAGACAGAAUUUUGUAUAAACUAUUUAUUGUGCUCUCUGUGGAACUGAAGUUUGAUUUAUUUUUGUACUACACGGCAUGGGUUUGUUGACACUUUAAUUUUGCUAUAAAUGUGUGGAAAUCACAAGUUGCUGUGAUACUUCAUUUUUAAAUUGUGAACUUUGUACAAAUUUUGUCAUGCUGGAUGUUAACACAUCUUACUCUAAAUAAAAAAGGUGUUGCCACAUUUGUAGCACGAAGUAUCUCU
Molecule: messenger RNA, 7211 nt
Organism: Nycticebus coucang (slow loris)
Lineage: Eukaryota; Metazoa; Chordata; Mammalia; Primates; Lorisidae
Gene: MYT1L
Product: myelin transcription factor 1 like
Exons: 26
Coding region: 879-4526 (1215 amino acids)
Biological process (GO): regulation of transcription by RNA polymerase II
Cellular component (GO): nucleus
Molecular function (GO): zinc ion binding; RNA polymerase II cis-regulatory region sequence-specific DNA binding; DNA-binding transcription factor activity, RNA polymerase II-specific
Source: RefSeq, a predicted model, not a curated record